Messenger RNA from Trifolium pratense (red clover), 1403 nucleotides. Its product is annotated as nudix hydrolase 15, mitochondrial-like. Bases 213 to 1079 code for a protein of 288 amino acids. The transcript has 4 exons. Lineage: Eukaryota; Viridiplantae; Streptophyta; Magnoliopsida; Fabales; Fabaceae. The record is from RefSeq and is a predicted model, not a curated record. Gene Ontology annotation, molecular function: acetyl-CoA hydrolase activity; coenzyme A diphosphatase activity. Gene Ontology annotation, biological process: coenzyme A catabolic process.
CACGAUACUAACUAACUUAACAAUAUCCCAAAGAUUCAUCACAAAUCAUUUUCAUCUCAUACUUUUUAGUUAACCAAACAGAUCUUUCAUCAUCUGCUGAAAAAUUAAACCAAAAUUAAAAUUAAGAAACCAUAAUUAAUAGAUGGUAGGUGAGUAUUACUAUUAUAACAGUAUUAAACUACCAGUAUUAAUUUUGAAUUUCAUCAUUACACAUGAUUUCAAUUCUCAGAACAAUAACAACAUCGUUAAUACCAACACGAAUUUCUGUCACAAAAUUCAUGGAUUCUUCUUCUUCUUCUUCCAACGCCAUUAUUGGUGGAUCUGAGAGGCUUCUAGCGUUGGCACAUCAUCUUCGUCUCUAUAAACCACCACCACCUUUUGCUGAGGAUAUUUUGGAACAGAGUAUUGAAGAAAAUGGUGGCAAAGUUGUUUCUCAAUUAGGUUUUCCUGAAUCAGCUACCACAAUUCAAAAUCCAGAAAAAUUUAGUCCUAAAAAAGCUGCUGUUUUGAUUUGUUUAUUUGAAGGUGAUGCUGGAGAUCUAAGGGUUAUUCUUACUAAACGAUCUUCUAAGCUUUCUACUCACUCGGGUGAAGUGUCAUUGCCUGGCGGGAAAGCGGAUGAAGGGGAUAAGGAUGAUGGGGACACUGCAAAAAGAGAGGCAAAGGAGGAAAUUGGGUUGGAUCCUGAACUUGUCAAUGUUGUUACUGUUCUUGAACCAUUCUUGUCUAAGCACCUUCUAAGAGUAGUUCCGGUCAUUGGCAUACUCCAUGAUAAGAAAGCGUUCAAACCUGUUCUGAAUCCUGCAGAAGUGGAAUCAGUAUUUGACGCACCUUUAGAAAUGUUUCUCAAGGAUGAAAAACGGACUCAGGAGGAGAGAGAGUGGAUGGGAGAGAAGUAUUUGAUACAUUUUUUUGAUUAUGAUGACAUCGAGAAUAAAAAAUAUCUCAUAUGGGGUUUGACAGCUGGGAUUUUGAUUAGGGCCGCAUCAAUUGUGUACAAACGGCCACCAGCUUUCAUAGAGCAGAAUCCCAAAUUCAAGGUUCCACAGGUUGUAAGCAAGGGUAGUUCAAUGACUUGAGUUCAAUAUCUAUUUGUAUCAUAUUGUUCUCGAUAUAUAUGUUCUUUUCUUCAUCCUACAACAAUAUUCGUCACAAAUAUAAUUUAUAUUGCAUGAAAGAAAGGAAGAGGGUACUAUCCAUCACUUGGAAUUCAUAUUCCUGCUCACCUUGUGUUAGAACUUAGGAUAUCUAAGAAAGGGAUGGGAACAAUGCCGGGCAUUGCGGGAUCCGGUAUAAUAAAAUGUUGUAAAAGCUUUAUUCUAUUAAAGAGAUGAAGCAAAAUGAACUUGGAUUGUUUAUAUCAUUUUUAAUCUAUAGAUGUGAUGGCAAUUUGCUAUUUAAGA